Ramularia collo-cygni is the source of this 603-nucleotide messenger RNA. Its product is annotated as 40S ribosomal protein S8-B. Gene Ontology annotation, molecular function: structural constituent of ribosome. The transcript has 3 exons. Gene Ontology annotation, cellular component: ribosome; cytosolic small ribosomal subunit. Lineage: Eukaryota; Fungi; Ascomycota; Dothideomycetes; Mycosphaerellales; Mycosphaerellaceae. Bases 1 to 603 code for a protein of 200 amino acids. Gene Ontology annotation, biological process: translation; maturation of SSU-rRNA from tricistronic rRNA transcript (SSU-rRNA, 5.8S rRNA, LSU-rRNA). The record is from RefSeq and is a predicted model, not a curated record.
AUGGGUAUCUCUCGUGACUCCCGUCACAAGCGCAGCGCCACUGGUGCUAAGCGCGCAUAUUACCGCAAGAAGAGAGCUUUCGAGAAGGGUCGCCAGCCCGCCAACACCCGUAUCGGUGCCAAGCGCGUCCACCUCGUCCGCACCCGCGGCGGCAACCGCAAGUUCCGCGCACUCCGCCUCGAUUCCGGCAACUUCUCGUGGGGCAGUGAAGGCGUCGCCCGCAAGGUCCGCGUCAUCGCCGUCGCUUUCCACCCUUCCAACAACGAGUUGAUCCGUACCAACACCCUCACCAAGGCCGCCGUUGUCCAGGUCGAUGCCGCCCCAUUCCGUCAGUGGUACGAGGCCCACUACGGUGCUGCCCUUGGCCGCAGACGCCAGGCCGCCAAGGAGGAGGAGAUUGUGAAGAAGAGCAAGUCUGUUGAGAGCAAGCAGAAGGAGCGUCACACCGCCGGUGGCAAGGUUGAGCCAGCACUCGAGCGCCAGUUCGAGGCCGGUCGUCUUUACGCCGUUGUUGCCAGCCGUCCCGGCCAGAGCGGUCGUGUCGAUGGUUACAUUCUGGAGGGUGAGGAGCUUGCUUUCUACCAGCGUGCGAUCAGGAAGUAG